Lymnaea stagnalis (great pond snail) is the source of this 7247-nucleotide messenger RNA. NCBI's taxonomy places the organism in Eukaryota, Metazoa, Mollusca, Gastropoda, Lymnaeidae. The record is from the annotation of a GenBank genome assembly.
GACAUUAGCCUGGUCUGCAAAUCGAUCAGGCAGUCUCUAAUUAUUAACUAUGUUCAAUGAGUACCUUUAGUUAUCAGUUCUUACGGAAUUUGUCACGUAUGAAUAGAUGAUUUCCUCUUCUUCAAAUAAAUCGAAAGUCGCAUACCUUAUUAUCUUUAGAGUUCUACUGUUUAUUCUAAUCCUGCUUAUCAUUGCAGGAUCUGUAAUACUGUACCAGGGCCAGAAUAAGCGGUUUAUGGGCGCCUCCUCAUCUCACAAUAUGAAUCCACCAGUCAAAGUGCAACCUAAAGAGAAAGCCACAGCAUCAGUGAGUCUAUAGAGAUUAUUAUUAUUGCCAUCUCUGUUAAUAACGUUAAGAUUUUCUAAACCCAAUCUAAUGAAAUGGGUCCAAGAUUGGUUGCAAUUGCAAGAAUUAUUCAUAUUCUGUCUUCUCCCUUUUCACUCCUGCACUUAGUCUCAAGUGUGGACUUGAGUGACCAAAUCUGCUAGUGGACCAUACAAAAGGCAAAUUGUAGGCCUAAAUAUGUAUGAAUGUAUAAAUGUAUAUAUGAUUUAUCUAAAUAUCACUUGGCCAGACCUGUUUACUCUUACGAUUUUGGCGUACAAUGUACGAUUUUGAGGUGUAUACAUUAUACAUUAUAUACACUGUACGUUUAUUUUUUACUAUUAAGAUAAUUUAUUGAAUGAUUUUGUGAUGAUAUUGUACGAUUUUAAGAGUGUUGGGGUAAACAGGUCUGCUUGGCAAACUCUGUUACUAACUCCAGCAAUAACUGGAAUUUCAGGACUAGUAGUACUAGUGGCUAGUGGUUUAUCACAGAAUUUCAUAAAAAUCAAAAUCUUAAUUCCAAAAUUUCUGGUAAUAAAUAAUCACCUAAAUGUCUGUCAUCUUUAAAAGACUCUCUGGACCAGCCUUGCUCCCCUUAAGGAUGAACUAUUUGGAAAGUAUGGUUCCAUAUUUCUGAGUUUUUAAUAACAUGUCUAAAUAUUAAACCUUUAUAACUUUAUAGUAGAUAAAACAAGGUGACUAGACUUUCUAAUUCAGUUGGGAGUGGGAGGGGGCAGUAAUAAUUAUUCAUUUACCAGUAGUAGGUAGGCAGGGAGGUCUACAGUAAUAUCAAAACAAUUACGUACUAGAACUGUAACCUCAUACUCCAUAAUUAAUUACAUUUUUGUUAAAUUCAUAUAUACUAUAUAGCUAAACAAUAAUUAUUUGUGAUAUUUUUUACAAACAGAUAACUUUUAGUCAAUGUAUGCGGCUGUUUUUGCUGAUCAAAAAAACAAUGCUUUGAUGCCCAAAAAUUGCUCAUUAAAUUUUGUAUUUAUAUUUUAGCUUAUAUUUCUUCAUGGUCUGGGUGACACAGGGUAAGUGUUAAAAAUGUGUAACUUAGUUUUUUUUAUAAGUAUAUGACAGUCAUGAGAAAUUUCAUAUGAAAUGAAAGAAAUCUAAAUUUAUUUACUUAUUAGUUUAGAAAAAGUUCCAUUGCACACAAUUAUAUUUGUAAUUUUUAUGAAUAGAUACAGCAAAAUAAUAACUGAGAUUGGUACUUCAUCUGAUAUUUACUGUACGAAUUUUUUUUUAACGUAGCCACUUGCACGUCAAAUAAUUCCUUGCAUUUUUAACUUUUUUUAGCUAUGAUGAAUAUGAAGAAAUAUAUCUUUUUCUAAUUCAUUUACUUUGAUUGUAUGCUGCACCUCUGUUUUUAUGGUUUUUAUCAUCUUUCUGUUAGUCAUGGUUGGGCUGAUCAGUUCAGAGAGCUUUCUUUCAAGCACAUACGCUGUAUAUGCCCUCAUGCGUAAGUCAUUCUAAUUGUUAGCAUUGGGUUGAAUCAUGUAUAAAAAAUUUUUUUCAAAGUUUUGUUUUAUCAGCCCCAUAUUAAGUUAUUUUCUGAACUAUUCCAGUCAAUAAAUAUAUCUUUGUAUCAUGCUGACCUGGCAUUUUAAUACAUGAUUAAUUUAAAUGCUGACACCACCAAAAAAAGUGAUCUGGCAUUUGUAGCAUUAUCAUGAUUAUUUCUUUUGAUUCCUACAGACCUCAUAAGCCAGUUUCCCUCAAUGCUGGAAUGGUAAUGCCUUCAUGGUAAACAAAAAAAUUGCAUUCUUACAAUGAACUUGUCUGUUUGACCAAAAAUUAUUUGUAUUACUUGUGCUAAUUUAUACAGUGAUACCUCAACUUAUGAACUUAGUUCAUUCCUGACUGUGAAUCAUAUCUUGAAAAGUUUGUACCGGGUAUCUCAAAUUCCAAUUUCCAAUUACAUCUUACAGGAAAUUAAUUUUAAGAAAAUGCAAAGAAAUGGAUCAGUAGUGAGAAGGAGCAUUUUUAGGAGUUAUGCAUACACCAUUAAACAUUUUUAUUUAUCAAAUCUUGUGCACACAUACGCUAGACCUGUUCGUCCCAAACAUGCGUGCGCCUGUCAUUCCUUCAUUCAUUUCAUAGAAAUCACACAAAGAAAUUCAUACAUAAUGUACAAAUAUUUAAUAUAAACCAAAUAAAACUCUUCACUAAUUUUAUUGUUUGAUUAUGCAAAUAACAAAAUCGAUACAGAAAAAAAAAAGCAAAUAUGUACAUGCGUUGAAUUCCAUAUAAAUGCGACAUAGUAACAACAAACACCACAGGUACAGCAUGUGUGCAUGCACAGUGCAUUGAAGUUCAUAUCUCAAAUCUAAGUUAGUAUGUAAGUUAAUCUAAGUUUUGUAUCUCAAAAAGUUCAUAAGUAGAGCGUUUUGUAAGUUUUGUGUAGCUUUUUAGUUUUAUUUAUAAAUGAUUUUUCUUCUUCACCAUUGUUAUGUAAUUCCUUUCGGCUCUUACCAAGAGUUAGUGAAAUUUAAUUAAAUACUUGUUUAAGAAUUAAUCAAGACUAGCUCUAUUAUCUUUUAGGCUAUAUCAUUUGAAGUUUUGAUAGUGAGUUAACAUAAAUUAUUAUAGAAAUAAAGUAGUGGGAAUUUAAUUAAUUCACAAGUAUAAUUAUUUAAAAUAAUAAUUCUUUGUUAAAAAAUUAAAUGAUUGUUAGUAGUUUCAGAUUUUGCUUUGUACUUCACUUAUGUAUUGAUAUGUCCACAUAAAUUUAAAAAAAAUUUUUUUUUGAGGUUUGAUAUACGUGGCCUAGACCCUAAUAGUCCAGAGGAUGAACAAGGCAUUAGAGACUCAUCAAGAGAAUGUGAGUUUGUUUUUAAAUUUAAUUUUCUGAGUUAUUUGUUUUCAAAUAUCAAGCAAUAUCAACGUGUAAAGCAUCUAUGUUCAACAUCCAAUUACUUCUCUUACUAGGAAUGUAUCUAGAAGUUAGAAGUAUUACAUUUUAAAAAAAAAUUAACUGCAAGAUCUUUGUCUUAAGUUAAAAUGAAUUUUUCUAAUGUGACAAAAUGUUAUAUUGCACAUCAUUGUUGUUGUACCAGGUUUAGCUAAUGGUCAAAUCUCCAUUUAUUUCCAUUCUUAAAACUGUUUCAGUAUUUUGAUUUAGCACACUUAAUCAUUAUUCCCAAUAACGUUCCUAAAACUAUAAUUAUUUUAACUGUAAAUUUUUAAUCUCUCAGUACAGCAAUUGAUCGCCAAAGAAAUUAGUGAUGGUAUACCAGCUGAAAAAAUUGUUAUUGGAGGGUUUUCUCAGGGAGGGGCUGUCGCAUUGUACACAGCUUUUGGAACAGAUACAAAGAUUGGUGGAGUUUUAGCUCUAAGUACUUGGAUGCCAAUGAACAAGUACUUUACCAAUGAUAGUGUAAGUAAAUCAGUUUUUUCUUGAAUAAUUAUGAGAAAUUGUGAUUGAUAAAAGGUUUGACCAUGCCCAUCACAUUGUUCGGGGGGGUUGGUGGGGGGGGGGUUGAUGUCAAGAAUCAGGAGCACAUUCUAUAGGAUUUGGCUAUUUAUGGUAAAGCAAUAUAUAAUUUGUCAUAAAUAGUAAUGGUACUAUACUUAAAACAAAGUUCAUUCAAAUAAAACUGGUUGAGUGCUGUUAUACUUAAUAUUUUGUCCUUCAAAUUUAGAAUACCAAAUAUAAUACCAGAGUUCCUGUUCUGCAAUGCCAUGGAACUUCAGACCCUUUGGUGUCUCACAGAUGGGGUCAUGCUACUCAUGAAAUAAUUAAGACUUUUAAUCCUGCUGCACAGUUCAAACCUUACAACCAUUUGGGACACAGCUCCAAUCAUCAAGUAAGCUUUUUGUUACCUUGCUCAGGCAUCUUCCUCAUGGAGAACAAUACCAAAUUUAAAAAAAAAAUUAAGUUCAUAUUUUUAAUCAAUCUUCUUAAAUUUUGUAGAUGAUUUAUUUAAUAUUAGAUUAUUUCAUACUCUAAAAUCAUCUUUUAAUUCAUCAAUUUCAUUAAAAAUUAAAUCUAGACAUGUCAUAGUCGUAAUACAUUACUAUGAGUAAGUUUACUUAAUUAGUCAUUUAUUUUAAGGUAAAUCUUGUGAAUUUUAGGAUUUUAAAUCUUUGAAAAUUGUUAGAUCCUAAACUUGUGUGUUUUUACAUUCGUCAAGACAAACAUGAGGUUUUAAAUUCUUUUCCUUUUUGUCUUGUUUAAUAUUUUGCAUAUCCUUAGUUUCAAUCAAUAUUUUAUGUAUUUCAGGAAAUGGAAGACGUCAAAGCUUUCCUACAAGAAGUUCUUAAAGAUUCCUGAAGUUUUUUUGGGGUUAUAAGGGUUUGGAAAUUUCUGGAUUUUAUGCUUUAAAAAAUAAAUAAUACAAACUUUUCAUGUUGAAUAAAACAGUUUUUUUCUGAAAGAAAUGAAGGAACAUCAUUAAUUCUCUAAUAGUUUCAUUCAGCUUUUAAAAAUGAAAAUAAUCUUCACAAAAUUAUUAAUUUUGUGUUUUUUCAAUGGCUUUAAAUUACAUCAGUUUUAGAAAUGGGACAUGAUCUAGUUAAUUAAGAAAUGUAUUUACAAAAUAAGGAUGUUUUCUUUUUAUCCUUGGCAAUCUGAUUAGUACCAGUAUUUCAAUGAUUGAAAAAUGAAAUUAGUGCACAUGUGACUUUUAAGAUAAUAAGUCUCUUUUAAAUGAAAAUAUAAUUCUUGUUAGGGCUAGGACAUACAGCUUGGGUUUGAUUAUAUUCUUAGUAACAUUAGAGUAGUUCACAUUUUACAUAUUAUAAUUAAACAUAUAUUUAUUAACUAAUAAUUUGGUCAAUAUGUAAGAUUUUCAUUUUUUUUUAAAACUUUCUUAAUAACACUAUGUGUUGUCAAAGAUAUUUUGAAUAAAAUGAUCUAAAAGUGUUUUUAUAUAAAAUAAAGAUGAGACAAUAGCAGUUGACUACUGAGUUUAUUUUUUUAUUGUGCUCAUUGUUAUAUAGUUAUUUCCACCAUAAGUUCAGAGCAUAUUUUUUUAUUAAAAUUUUUUUUAAAUUAAUCUUAAUAUAUAACACUACUAUAAUAAACAGUUGGUUGGGAGAAACAAAAGAGUAUAUAUCACUGUCAAUGUCUUUCUCCAUGGAAGUAUAUUUUAUAUUGUGUGUAUAGAAAGUAUGGUUGCAUGCAGUGAUAAUUCCAAGGGAGCAGCUUUUUUUUUUUAUUAAAGCUUCAAAUUCAUUCUUGUUCUUUGUGAAUUUACCACAAAACAGUGUAUUUUAUCUGCCAUUUUAUAAGCUAUAAUUUGUGGAGGGUGCAUUCUGAUGUUUUGAUUUAUAGAAUUUUAAAAAUUUAGAUUUAUGAUUAAUAUAAUGGAAUGCAUGCUACUUAUGUUGUUUUUUAAAGAGUUUAAAGUAAGUGGUUAAUUUUUUCUUCCAUUUUGUAACAUGCAUGUUACCUACUUUGUUAUACAAGAUAAGUUGUGUUCAUUCAUAUGUUUUACAUAUUUUUAUUGGAACAGUCAAUUCCUCUCAGUUUUUAGUUACUUCCAGCAGUAAAUGUUAAUUGUUUUAAUGUUAAUUAUGUGUCAAAUAAAAAAAUAAGUCAAAUGUUGUUGAAUUUUAUAUAACAUUCUGAAAAGUAUGUUAAAAUUAAACUUAAUUCAGUGGGUGUGACAAUUAAAAUAGCAGAUGCAAGUCACCAGUUAUUUCCAUUAAAAGUUGUUGUUAAAGGAAUAAUGUGUGUCUCAUUUUGUUCCAGUGUGUAAAGAUGAAUGAUACUAAUCUUAUGUUAUGCAUCAUUUAUUAAGUUAAUAUUACUGAAAACUUUUUUUAUUUACAAGACUGCAAUAUUAAAAUGAUUCCUAUGCUGAAUGUCUCCAUUUAAAAAGAACGUUGCAAUAUGGCGCUAUGAUUAUUCACCAUAACCAAUAUUUGCUAUGCACUGGAUUGCUUCUAAAAGUUAUAGAAUGGUGGUUGAUUAUCCCCCUUAAUUACAUUUUGAUCAUUUCAACUCGCUAUAAAGAUUUUAAAGUUGAAGAAAUUGUAUUUACUCUAAAAAACUAAAAUUCUAAGUACCCGGUAGUCAGAAAUGUUGUGAAUCUUUGCAUCAACUAAAGAUAUAUAGGCCAGGUAGAGCAGAUUUUUCAAAUAUAUGUGAAUUUUUGUUUUUAUUGUAGUUGUAGUAAAUUGGAGAAAUAUUGCUUAUUUCAUAACAUUCUUAAUUAUCGCUUUUAGUUUUAGACACUUCUUUAUCAUUAUAAAUUUAUAAUUUACACACAAGUAGAUGUUUAACUGUACCUCUACUAAUUAACAUAAUGUGUAAGCCAGUUUUAUUUGAUAUUGGUUAUCUCAUACUUGUAAUGGUUGCAAGGAACUUUUGACUUUACUUCUCUUUAUAUAGCAAACCAAAUAUAUAAACUAUUUUCCAUUAUGUUUGGUUACCUAAGAAAUCAGCAAAUUUAGGUCUACCUCAUUGCCAAUAGAGAUAAUACACCAAACUGUAAUUUAAAAAUCCCUAAAGACUUUGAAAAAAAAAAAAAACAUCACUGUCAUUACUAUUAACAAUUCGUUGUGGUGGGAGAUAAGUGUUAUGAAAACUGUCGAGAUACACUAGCUCAAUAUACGAUGGAAUGUUUUUUCCACAUCUUAUAAAUGCACAAAACAUUUCAGGACAUUUAGAAUGAUUAGGGUAGUUCAUUCUUAAAUUUGUUUCCCAAUCGCGCAUUUUUUAAAGUUUUCUAUUUGUUGGAAGAAAUUGAUUGCUUUUGUUUUUAAAACCAUAAUUUAGUAAAUGGAAGAAAAAAAAACAACUUUUCCUGAAUGUAUAAUAAUUUGGUCAAAUUUGUUCAUAUUCAUAAAUUGUUAUUUGCAAUUGGGAUGAUCCCUAUUAGUAUUUAAUUUAACCAUAAUGUGAGUUAUUUUGAGUUAUUUUUGGACGGAUUCUUUGUCUUCAAAUAAAUGCGUCUGAAUAUUCCAG